AGUAGUAAUAAUAAAGAAAGAAAGGAAAAAAUGAAAAAAUAAAGAAAAGCAAAGCAAAGCUAAACUGUAUAGUCAUAUAUACUGUCAUCCUGCCUGCUAUAUGUUCAGUAGUUGCCGUUCUGCUACAUUUCUAGACCUUUACCUUUCAUAUUUGGCAAUCAAUUUCUCACACAUAUAAUAAAUACUCUUUUAAAUCUUUAUAUUCAUAAAUAAAUACUGGCAUAAUUCCAGGCCCCAAAAUUCAGCUGAUUCUAAACAAUCUGGGUUAGAUCCGUUUGUCAUUAAUCUUCUACAUUCAGCAUUCUUUCUCUAUGUUUAUUCUGCUGAAUAUAUAUAAAGGCUUAUGCUAUAGAAUUUUUGGCUAAAAGAAGGAAAUCUGAAACAAAUGCACAAAAAUGAAAAGGAUUCAUGAAAAAACAAAGCUUCCAGAUCACAAGCAAAUGCUCGAGAUUAGUAAGUUAUCAAACACACAUUGUAGUUUAGUAAGAGAUGACGUUAAUCAGUCCAAAGGACACGAUAACCGUCAUCCUGCAAUGCCUGUGUCUGUGAGGACAUGGAAGGGGAAAAACUCGUUGCAUGAUAACGACGAGAUUAUGUUAGAUAUGUUUAUGUUAAAAGAAAGUGAUGAAUCUUUAGAUGAUAUUGGGUCUAUAUCUUUUUCUGGAGCUAGUCAUCCCCCGGAACCGGUUGAUAUUGAUCUCAUGAGUCCUGUAUGUGUGCCCAUUGGCCAAAAGAAACCGCGUGAGGCUACAUCUUUAGUCAAAAGCUUAACAACGAAUGGUCCGUUUUCAGAGGAUCUUUCGUUGCGGGUUCCUGGGAGCAAACAAAGCCUGCCUGGUCUAUUGCCUCCCGAGAGCUUAAUGGAAAGCUCUCCUUUACGUCAAGAGUUAGAGAAGGAGAUCAUUUGGGAUGCUUCUUUGCCUCCUAGUGGUAAUGUAAGCCCGCUUAGUAGCAUUGAUAGUACUGGCAAAGCGACGGCUAUGAGUGUUGGGAAUAGUUGCUGCACGAGUGUCAAUCGUAGUGAUGGGCUCGCAAGUGACGGGAUGCUUAGUGUCGAUAAGUGCUAUGAAAGUACAAAAGGGAGUACUCGAGGGGAUUCACUGGAAAGCGAGAAAACGAGUGUUAGUAGGGCAAGUGAUAGUAGUGGGCUAAGUGACGAUAGCAACUGGAGUAAUUUUACAGGCAGUGCCAACAAGCCUCACAAAGGGAAUGAUCCUAGAUGGAAGGCCAUUCUUGCCAUUCGGGCCAGAGAUGGGCUUUUGGGUAUGAGUCAUUUCAGGUUGUUGAGACGGCUAGGUUGUGGUGACAUUGGUAGCGUCUAUUUAUCUGAGUUGAGUGGAACCCGUUGCUAUUUUGCAAUGAAGGUAAUGGAUAAGGCAUCUCUUGCUAGUAGAAAGAAGCUGUCCCGAGCCCAAACUGAGAGAGAGAUAUUACAGCUACUUGACCAUCCGUUUUUACCGACUUUAUAUACCCAUUUUGAAACGGAUAGGUUCACUUGUUUGGUAAUGGAAUACUGUCCUGGAGGUGAUCUGCACACUUUAAGGCAACGUCAACCUGGAAGACAUUUCUCGGAACAUGCAGCAAGGUUUUAUGCUGCUGAGGUUCUAUUAGGGCUCGAGUAUCUCCAUAUGCUGGGAGUUGUAUACAGAGACCUGAAACCUGAGAAUGUGCUGGUGCGUGAUGAUGGCCACAUAAUGCUGUCUGACUUUGACCUUUCUUUAAGAUGUGCAGUGUCACCUACCCUCGUGAAAUCUUCUUUAAAUUGUGAUCCUUCCAAAAGAAAUUCGUCAUGUAUUGAGCCCACAUCAGCUUGCAUCCAACCCUCGUGUUUCCUCCCACGAAUUUUCCCUCAAAAAAGCAAAAAGAGAAGCACUUGGAAAUCUCGAGCUGACUUGACCCCACUCUUUGGAGCACUGCCUGAACUUGUUGCUGAACCAACUGCGGCACGGUCCAUGUCGUUUGUUGGGACUCAUGAAUACUUGGCUCCAGAAAUUAUCAAAGGAGAAGGCCAUGGAAGUGCUGUGGACUGGUGGACAUUCGGGAUUUUUCUACAUGAGCUGUUAUACGGUAAAACACCUUUUAAGGGAGCAGGAAACCGAGCCACUUUGUUCAAUGUCGUUGGGCAGCAGUUAAAGUUUCCAGAAUCGCCGGCCACUAGUUCUACAAGUCGGGAUUUAAUAAAAGGAUUGCUUGCAAAAGAACCACAACACAGGCUUGGGGUCAAAAGAGGAGCUACAGAAAUCAAACAACAUCCCUUCUUUGAAGGCGUGAACUGGGCUCUGAUUCGUUGCAGUACCCCUCCUGAAGUGCCUAUACCUAUGGAGGUGGAACCACCUCCUGUGACUUUACGGGCACCUGACCCAAUUGGAGCAGGCAACACUAGUAAACCAAUGGCGGGGAAGGAUGCAAAGUCUGGGGGUAAUUAUCUGGAUUUCGAGUUCUUUUAACUCCCUUUGAAUCAUCUUAAUAGGAUAUUUAUGUUGUUAUUUAUAAUCUUUGUUUGAUCCCACUGGAAGCCGCUACGAGGCGCCGUGUGAUCACUGUAAUAUUUGGUUGUACGUGUGCUAGUAGUAGUAAUAGUGUAGUUUUUAUUAACUGAAAUGAAUUAUACAUGCUCACUUUCAUGGGGUG
Molecule: messenger RNA, 2631 nt
Organism: Erigeron canadensis
Lineage: Eukaryota; Viridiplantae; Streptophyta; Magnoliopsida; Asterales; Asteraceae
Product: serine/threonine-protein kinase D6PK-like
Exons: 3
Coding region: 396-2447 (683 amino acids)
Biological process (GO): protein phosphorylation
Cellular component (GO): nucleus; cytoplasm; plasma membrane
Molecular function (GO): protein serine/threonine kinase activity; ATP binding
Source: RefSeq, a predicted model, not a curated record